GCCCGCCGGUGCCGCAGGAGGAGCAGGAAGCGCCCGGGCGAAUCCAGCCGCGCUAUCACAUGACUCAGCAGCCGCUGCCGCCGGGCUGAGUUCACCCAGCGCCGCGCCGGGAGGGGGAAACCUGCAAUGAGGCCUCGGCCCCGCGGCUGCCCCUGAGCCCGCCGUCCUCUCGCCCGGCUCCGCGCGGCCCGGCGCCCCCAUUGCGGGAGCGCGGCGGGGGCUGCCGGAGCCGCCUCGGCAGCGCUGCCCGCCGGCGCGCCCCGCUCCCCGCCCUGCGCGGCGGCCCCGGCGCUGCCGCCGCCGGCGGGGUUACUAUGCUCACACGGGUGAAGUCCGCCGUGGCCAAUUUCAUGGGCGGCAUCAUGGCUGGCAGCGCGGGCGCCGACCACGGCAGCGGCGCGGACUUGCCCCUCCGCUUCCCCUACGGGAGACCCGAGUUCCUGGGACUGUCCCCGGACGAGGUGGAGUGCUCCGCCGACCACAUCGCCCGCCCCAUCCUCAUCCUCAGCAAGGACACCCGGCGCCUGCCCUGGACCACGGGCUACGCGGAGGUAAUAAAUGCAGGGAAGAGCACGCACAAUGAAGAUCAAGCCAGCUGUGAAGUCCUCUUUGUCAAGAAAAAAGCUGGAGGCAGUAAUUCUACACCAAACAAGAACUCUUCAACAAAACGGAGGUCAUCUCUGCCCAAUGGAGAAGGUCUCCAGCUGAAAGACAAUUCAGACACAGAUGGGAUCAACCUGUACUACUGGUCCUUGUUUGAUGGACACGCUGGGUCAGGGGCAGCUGUGGUCGCUUCCAAACUGCUGCAGCACCAUAUCCUGGAGCAGCUGCAGGAGAUUGUGGACAUCCUGAGGAACACAGCCGUCCUCCCACCCACCUGUCUGGGAGAGGAGCCUGACAACCCGUCCACCAACAGCAGGACACUGACACGGGCAGCCUCCCUGCGCGGUGGUGUGGGAGCCCCGGGCUCGCCCAGCACACCUCCAACACGCUUCUUCACUGAGAAGAAGAUCCCACAUGAGUGCCUGGUUAUUGGGGCCAUAGAAAGUGCAUUCAAGGAAAUGGAUUUGCAAAUAGAGCGAGAGAGGACCGUGUAUAACAUUUCUGGAGGCUGCACAGCCCUAGUGGUGGUCUAUUUGUUGGGCAAGCUAUAUGUGGCAAAUGCUGGUGAUAGCAGAGCUAUAAUAAUCCGAAAUGGUGAAGUCAUUCCAAUGUCUUCAGAAUUCACUCCAGAGACUGAACGCCAGCGACUUCAAUAUCUGGCUUACAUGCAGCCCCACUUGCUGGGAAAUGAAUUUACACAUUUAGAGUUUCCACGGAGGGUGCAGCGCAAGGAAGUUGGAAAGAGAAUGCUGUACCGUGACUUCAACAUGACUGGCUGGGCAUACAAAACCAUUGAGGAAGAUGACUUGAAGUUUCCCCUUAUAUAUGGAGAAGGCAAGAAGGCUCGGGUUAUGGCAACAAUUGGAGUGACCCGAGGACUGGGAGACCAUGACCUGAAAGUGCACGACUCCAAUAUAUACAUCAAACCUUUCCUGUCCUCAUCUCCUGAGGUGCGAGUCUAUGACCUUCUGCAGUAUGAGCAUGGGCCAGAUGAUGUUCUGAUCCUAGCUACUGAUGGACUCUGGGAUGUGCUGUUAAAUGAAGAAGUGGCAGAAGCUGUCACUAACUUUCUACCAAACUGUGACCCUGAUGAUCCCCACAGGUACACACUGGCGGCGCAGGACCUGGUGAUGCGAGCCAGGGGAGUGCUGAAGGACCGGGGCUGGCGGAUAUCCAACGACAGGCUGGGUUCUGGAGACGACAUCUCUGUCUACGUCAUCCCUUUGAUACACGGCAACAAACAGUCGUGA
This is a messenger RNA of Poecile atricapillus (Black-capped chickadee), 1853 nucleotides long. Its product is annotated as protein phosphatase 1H. The record is from RefSeq and is a predicted model, not a curated record. The transcript is spliced from 10 exons. NCBI's taxonomy places the organism in Eukaryota, Metazoa, Chordata, Aves, Passeriformes, Paridae. Gene Ontology annotation, biological process: protein dephosphorylation. Gene Ontology annotation, molecular function: protein serine/threonine phosphatase activity. Bases 315 to 1853 code for a protein of 512 amino acids.